AUGCCUGCCGCAGCCGAUAUCCUCAACGACCCUGAUAUCGCGCAGGCGUACGAAGAUGUGCGCUCGGAUAAAUCGGACACGACGUGGCUUAUCUUGAAGUAUGCAUCGGCAACAUCAGAUAACCUCAAGCUGGCAGGCACAGGCACAGGCGAAAUCGCUGAGAUGACGGAGAGCCUUGGCGAUGACGAGGCAGCAUAUGCCUACGUGAGGAUGAAGCUUGGAAACGACGAGUACAGUGAACGUGUCAAGUUUGCUUUUGUCGUUUGGCAAGGCCCCCAAACAAAGGUUAUGCGCAAGGCCAAGAUGAGCUUCCAGAGCGGACAGGUCAAGCAGGUCAUCAGGACGUAUGCCGUCGAAAUCCAGACGGGAGACAAGAAGGAUUUGGACGCCGAGGCGGUGACGCUCAAGCUGAGAAAGGCAAUGGGCGCCAACUAUGAUCGGCAAACAACAAACUACUAA
Molecule: messenger RNA, 459 nt
Organism: Exserohilum turcica Et28A
Lineage: Eukaryota; Fungi; Ascomycota; Dothideomycetes; Pleosporales; Pleosporaceae
Exons: 4
Coding region: 1-459 (152 amino acids)
Biological process (GO): regulation of actin filament polymerization
Cellular component (GO): plasma membrane; cortical actin cytoskeleton; site of polarized growth
Molecular function (GO): actin filament binding
Source: RefSeq, a predicted model, not a curated record